Messenger RNA from Trichomonas vaginalis G3, 1848 nucleotides. RefSeq names its product secreted protein-related family. The coding region runs from base 1 to 1848 and encodes 615 amino acids. The transcript has a single exon. NCBI's taxonomy places the organism in Eukaryota, Parabasalia, Trichomonadida, Trichomonadidae. The record is from RefSeq and is a predicted model, not a curated record.
AUGAAUUUUGAUCAUUUAAGAAUAUAUAAUUGUGUAUUUAGACAUUGUCAAUCAGGUGUUUAUUUCCAAGCUUCCAAUAAUUCUAUAAUUGAUCAUUGUUUAUUUGAAGAUAUUGGUGAAACUGCUGCAGGUUUUGGCGGUUGUUUGUAUACAGGAAUUAAUAAUUCUAUCUUUAAUUCAUGCCAUAGAGUAAGUCACGAUGGACAAGCUAUUAAUUAUUGGGCAGAAAAUGAUUAUACUUUUGUUACAAAUUGUGAUAUUUCUAAUGGUGCUUCGUCAGGAAUUCAAUUUGGACAUAAUAAUGAAUACGAUGUUGAUAAGGUUAGACAUACAUUAGUUCAAAAUAAUCAUAUUCAUCAUCUUGGAUUUAAGAAAGUUGAUGAUAUUGCAGGAGUUUUCUUCGGAAGACAUCCAAAAGGUGUUAUUUUAGGUCAUAAUUGUGUUCAUGAUGUAAGAACACAUAAUUACUGCGGAAAUGGUCUUUACGCAGAUACAGGAAGUAGUGGUGCAAUAUGGAGUAAUAAUUUAAUUUAUGAUGUUGAUAAUAACGCGUUAAACUUGAAUUAUGGUAUGAAUCAUAUUAUGGUAAAUAAUAUACUUGCUUUCGCAGAAUUCGGCAUUUCAUAUGGUGAGAAUGCUCAUAGUGAAACAUGGACAAUUAAUGCAAGUAGAAAUAUCUUUUACAUGGGUAAAGGAAAUAAGACAUAUCUUGGUAAUUACUUGAAUGGAAGAGAUACGAAUUAUCUUGAUAAUAAUUUAUUCUAUAGUACAGAAACAAAUGAUUUUAAGUUCUUAGAUAAGAAUUUUACUGAAUGGAAAGAAAAAGGAUUUGAUGUUAAUUCAGAAAUUGGAAAUCCACAUUUCGUAAAUCCAGAACAAAGGAAUUUUGCUUUUACAGAUGAUUCAAAAGAAAUUUUAGAUAAAAUUGGAUUUGAACAAUUUAAUUUAACAUUUGGUGUUAUUGAUGUUGAUGCAAAUGAUCAUUGGAGAGAAAAAGCAGCAUCAUAUACUUAUCCACCAAAUCUAGUUCAAUAUCCAAGAGUUCCUUUUAUUGUUGAUGAAUCAUUUGAAAGAGGAGAUCAAACAAAUUUCAUGAAGCGAGCAAUAUUUUAUACAAAUGGAAAUACAAUGGCAAUAUCAGAUGAAAAAGCACAUAUAGGAACACAUUCUCAUAAAUGGGUUGGUGAUGUUACAUUGAGUCUUCCAUGCAAAUUUAAAGAAGGACAUGGAGAAAUUGAAUUUUACUUCCUUCCAAAUGAAAAUUGUGACACGAUACUCGAUUUUGGAGUGGAAUCAUGGGUCUUCAUCAAGAAUGGACAAAUAAGUUAUCCAUAUGGUACAAAGAUAGCUGAAUACACAGUAAAUCAAUGGACACAAAUCAAGUUUGAAAAAUUCUUCAACUUAACAGUUAAUGGUAUUAAGUAUAAUUUAUCAUAUGUUAACUCUAAUUAUGAAGAACUAGAAUAUGCUAGAAUUUCAAGUGUCAAAGACACAAUUUACAUGGAUGAUAUUCAUAUAUUCAUUGAUACUCCAGAUCAUCCAUUCUUUGAAAAUGAAAAACUUAUUUUAAUCAAUCAAAUAUCAGGUGGUAAUGACGAUGAUAAUGAUCAUAAGAAUGAUGGAGAUGAUAAUGAUCAUAAGAAUGAUAAUGAUGAUAAUGAUGGAGAUAAAAAUGAUAAAGAUAAUGCAGAUAAUUCUGAAGGAAAAUCAGGAUUAGGCGCUGGCGGUAUUGUUGGAAUUGUUUUUGCAGCUUUGAUUGUUACUUCAAUAGUUAUUGUUAUUACAAUUGUUUACAUUAGAAAACACAGGAGUGAUGAUGAAGAAACUGUAGGAAUACAAUUAGUAUAA